AAAACUCGUACACGAAGUGCCCAAGGGACGAGGCGAAGCCGCUCAUCUGCACCUACAGCGCUCAAUGCAAAUGCUCCCUUAGCACGAACGCAAGAUGAAUCGGAGCCGGAGCAUAAAGCAGUAGACAACAAAGUCGGUCGAACGCAGAAAGGAGUUCUACUGUCCGAGCGUGUUAUGCAGACGUUACACUUCCUCACUCCACUUCCUCAAGAUCAAGACGAAGGCUGUGACGACUACCUCAACGCACUUGGCGAGUCAAACGAAUCGAAUCCGGAAGCAGUGGAGCUCGCCCGGACACAGACGCCAACAGAAGCACGCUCUGGAACCAAACGCAAGAAGAAAAAGCACAAAGAUAAAGUAGCAGAUAGCGGGAAAUUUGUUCGCAAUACUAUGGAUAAUGUACCGACUAUUACUUGA
Messenger RNA from Cooperia oncophora, 417 nucleotides. The record is from the annotation of a GenBank genome assembly. NCBI's taxonomy places the organism in Eukaryota, Metazoa, Nematoda, Chromadorea, Rhabditida, Trichostrongylidae.